UUCAUACGCCAUCGAUUUUUUUUAAAAGGAAAAGUAAACAAACACCCUUUUGAUUUUGAAUUUCCUCAAAAAUCAAAUACGAUCUCCUCAAGCAAACAAAACAAAAAAAGCCACACUGAGGAACCUGACGGAACCUUUUUUUUUCCACAACCACCACCGCUUCUCCAGGUUCCUCCGCCGCACCUCCCUCUCCUCCGGCGUUUUCUCCGCCUCCAAGCAUAGUUCCUCCGGCUAUAUUCCCCUGGUGAUUGUGCUGAGAACGCGCAGAUGACGAACACAUCAAAGAAGGAGUCGAGAGAUGACACUGUGAGAUCUGUAAUCCGUUUAAGGGAAGAUAAUGAAUAUGUUCGUCUGGUUAUGUCCCAUGAACCUGCUGCAGCUGAAACUGGCUUAUCAGAAGAAACUCAAGUAGAGGUUCGGAGUAAAAAAUUAAUAUGGUGGAUCAAAACAGUGGGAAUUUGCGCUUCUAUUCUCAUCCUUAGUCUCGUUUUCGUAAAAUGGGGAGUUCCAUUUCUUUUCGAGAAGGUUCUUAUUCCAAUCUUGCAAUGGGAAGCGACAGCAUUUGGUCGUCCUAUGCUUGCAGUUGUUCUUGUUACUUCCCUUGCAUUGUUCCCUGUGUUCUUGAUACCUUCUGGACCUUCGAUGUGGUUGGCUGGCAUGAUUUUUGGUUAUGGUCUUGGUUUUGUCAUAAUCAUGGUCGGAACCACCAUUGGUAUGGUCCUCCCCUACCUUAUCGGGCUACUUUUCCGGGAACGCAUCCACCAAUGGUUAAAGAGGUGGCCUCAAAAAGCAGCAGUCCUGAGACUAGCUGGGGAAGGCAGCUGGUUCCAUCAAUUCCGAGUGGUAGCUAUCUUUCGGGUUUCGCCCUUCCCUUACACGAUUUUCAACUACGCGGUGGUUGUAACAAGCAUGAGAUUCUGCCCCUACUUGUUCGGAUCCAUAGCAGGGAUGAUACCAGAAGCUUUCAUCUAUAUCUACAGUGGACGGUUGAUCAGAACAUUUGCGGAUGUGCAGUACGGGAACCAUCAUUUGACAACAGUGGAGAUUGUUUACAACAUAAUCUCUUUGAUCAUUGCGGUUGUAACCACAGUAGCUUUCACAAUAUACGCCAGAAGGGCUCUGAGAGAGCUCGAAAACGCAGACUCGAACGAGGAAGAAGGAUCGGUCUCCAAACAAUCUAGAGUCGAGAUGAAGACCGUCCGAUACAUCGGGAAUCAUAAUCUCGGUCCAUCGCCUGCAUUGCCCUAACCCUAGAUUCCGACGAGCACUCCACCCAUAUGUACAAAGCUUGAUUUUGAUUCGUUUUUAGUUCGGUUUAGAUAACAAAACACACACAAAAAAGGGGGCGGGGGAGGUAAGAAAUCUGAUGUAGGAAAGAGUCAAGAGGGAGGGAAGGAGGGCUUUGUAUUUUUUGGAAGAAUGGGGAAAUGGUGAAGGCACAUAGAAGGGAAGCAAAGCCCUUUGGGGACAAACCCAAAUUAAUGUUUUCUUAAUGAUUGAUCCUUAAGAAAACAUUUAGAAAAAAUCAUUAUGAAUCAUAAAGUUUCUGAAAUUGAGUACUGAGUUUGGUUUGAAAAGAUGUGUUGUGUUUGGAUUU
Molecule: messenger RNA, 1597 nt
Organism: Tarenaya hassleriana
Lineage: Eukaryota; Viridiplantae; Streptophyta; Magnoliopsida; Brassicales; Cleomaceae
Exons: 5
Coding region: 268-1248 (326 amino acids)
Source: RefSeq, a predicted model, not a curated record